UGUAUAUUGAAUUAAUUUUAAUGCGUCAUUAGUUAAAUACUUACUAUAAAAGUUGUUUAUUGUUUACUUACAAUAAACCGCUGAAACAGGGCUUGUGUUAAGAUGUCGGAUCUAUUGACUAAUAUCCAGAAAACCAGACAAAAUGCAAGAAAAGCAAUAUCACAAGGAAUAUUAGAUACUGCACUCUUUCUGUCAAAUGUAGCCCAGCUUAAAUCAAUUGUAGACGAGGAUCUAGGAACAGAAGCAAAACCAAAAGUAGCAAUAACUAUGAUCUCAUUAUCGUUACUCAUACAAGUAGUGAUCGGGAUCUUAAUCAUUUUGUUAUUGGAUGUUGAAGGCGCCUUGAUAGAACUUGGAGACAUAGCACGUGGUGGUCCAAUGGUUCCUGCUGAAGACGAAAUCACAGAAGAAUCAACUCUUUUGGAACCAGAAUCAAGACCUACCGAUCAUACAGGGGGUACUUAUGUUCCAGAUAAAAGACGAAAGCUAAAAUCUCGGGCCAGGAGAAUGAACACUGCUAUAUUAUUUUUUAUAUUUGUAGUUCUUUGCUUAAAUAUGAUCAUUAAUGGCUUAGAACUAUCAAAACCAAACACUCUGAAACAAUGGCUUAAAGCUUAUAAUAUAACAAUUCCAAGAUAAUUAAUGGCAUACUUUCCAGUUAGAAUUGACUGCAUAAAACUUCAAUAAGUCUUAUAUCAGACUUGAACUUUUGAAAUACCAACAGAUCAAAGAACUGAUUUGUCUGAACUAUUCAAAUUUCCUAUAUCUGAAUUCAUUAAUUCAUUGUGAGAGUGUUUGAAAUGACGUCUCAUCAAAAUAUUGAGAGUAAUAUUGUAAUCACUAAUUUGUCAAUCUUACAAAUCGGUCAAAAUUGUUUUUAUAUUAAAUAAACUCAUCAUAGAUA
This is a messenger RNA of Mytilus trossulus (common blue mussel), 904 nucleotides long. RefSeq lists its product as uncharacterized. The coding region runs from base 103 to 639 and encodes 178 amino acids. Gene Ontology annotation, biological process: cell adhesion; tissue regeneration. The transcript is spliced from 2 exons. Gene Ontology annotation, cellular component: membrane. Lineage: Eukaryota; Metazoa; Mollusca; Bivalvia; Mytilida; Mytilidae. The record is from RefSeq and is a predicted model, not a curated record.